AUGACCGACCAGAAAUUCAUCACGAUUCGCGGCGCGCGCGAGCACAAUCUCAAGAACGUCGAUCUCGACCUGCCGCGGGACGCGCUGAUCGUGAUGACCGGCCUGUCGGGCUCGGGCAAGUCCUCGCUGGCGUUCGACACGAUCUAUGCCGAGGGCCAGCGCCGCUAUGUCGAAAGCCUCUCGGCCUAUGCGCGCCAGUUCCUCGAAAUGAUGCAGAAGCCCGAUGUCGACCAGAUCGACGGUCUUUCGCCCGCCAUCUCCAUCGAGCAGAAGACGACCAGCCGCAAUCCGCGUUCCACGGUCGGCACGGUGACCGAGAUCUACGAUUACAUGCGGCUUCUGUUUGCCCGCGUCGGCGUGCCGAUUUCGCCGGCGACGGGCCUGCCGAUCGAGAGCCAGACGGUCAGCCAGAUGGUCGACCGCAUUCUGGCGCUCGAGGAAGGCACGCGGCUGUAUCUGCUGGCGCCCAUCGUGCGCGGCCGCAAGGGCGAAUACCGCAAGGAACUGGCCGAGCUGAUAAAGAAGGGCUUCCAGCGGGUCAAGGUGGACGGCGUGUUCCACGAGAUCGCCGACGUUCCGGCGCUCGACAAGAAGUACAAGCACGAUAUCGACGUGGUGGUCGACCGGGUCAUCGUGCGCGAGGACAUGGCCGCGCGGCUGGCGGACUCGCUCGAACAGGCGCUGCGCCUGUCGGACGGGCUGGCGGUCGCCGAAUAUGCCGACAGGCCCCUGCCCGACGCCGAGACCAGUCAGGGUUCGGCCAACAAGUCCAAGAACGACACCCAUGAGCGGAUCGUCUUUUCGGAGAAGUUCGCCUGCCCCGUCUCCGGCUUCACCAUUCCGGAGAUCGAACCGCGCCUGUUCUCGUUCAACAACCCGUUCGGCGCCUGCCCGCAUUGCGAUGGCCUCGGCACCGAACAGGGCGUCGACCCGUCGCUUGUGGUCCCCGAUCCGGGCCUGACGCUGAAAAAGGGAGCGAUCGCGCCCUGGUCGAAAUCGACCAAUCCGUCGCCCUAUUACACGCAGACGCUGACCGCGCUCGGCAAGGCCUACGGCUUCAAGCUGACCGAUGCCUGGGCCGACCUGACCGAUGAGAGCCAGAACGCGAUCCUUUACGGCACCGGCGGCGCGGAGAUCGAGUUCUCCUAUGAUGACGGGCUGCGCACCUACAAGGCGAAGAAGAGCUUCGAGGGCGUGAUCGGCAAUCUGGAGCGCCGCUGGCGCGAGACGGACUCGGCCUGGAUGCGCGAGGAGAUCGAGCGCUACAUGGCGCAGAACCCCUGCUCGGUCUGCAACGGUCACCGGCUCAAGCCCGAGGCGCUGGCGGUGAAGAUCGACGGGCUGCACAUCUCGCAGGUCUCGGCCAUGUCGAUCCGCGCGGCAAAGGACUGGUUCGCCGACCUGCCGGACGCGCUCAACGACAAGCAGAACGCCAUUGCGGUGCGGAUCCUCAAGGAGAUCCGCGACCGGCUGAAAUUCCUCAACGACGUAGGCCUCGACUAUCUGACGCUGUCGCGCGGCUCGGGCUCGCUGUCGGGCGGGGAGAGCCAGCGCAUUCGCCUUGCCAGCCAGAUCGGCUCGGGCCUGACGGGCGUGCUCUACGUGCUGGACGAGCCGUCCAUCGGCCUGCACCAGCGCGACAAUGCGCGGCUUCUGGAUACGCUGCGCCAUCUGCGCGAUCUCGGCAACACGGUCAUCGUCGUCGAACAUGACGAGGACGCGGUGCUGACCGCCGACCAUGUGGUCGAUAUCGGCCCGGCCGCCGGCAUCCAUGGCGGCCACAUCGUGGCGUCGGGCACGCCGGCCGAGAUCAUGGCCAAUCCCGCCUCGCUCACCGGCCAGUACCUUUCGGGCGCCAAGGGCAUCGCCGUGCCGGCCGAGCGCCGUCCGGUAGACCUCAAACACCGGGCGAUCAAGGUCGUCGGCGCGCGCGGCAACAAUCUGCAGGACGUGUCGGCGGCGUUGCCGCUCGGCACCUUCAGUUGCGUCACCGGCGUUUCGGGCGGCGGCAAGUCCACCUUCCUGAUCGAAACGCUCUACAAGGCGGCCGCGCGGCGCAUCAACGGCGCCCGCGAGGCCCCCGCCGAACAUGAGCGGAUCGAGGGGCUCGAGCAUAUCGACAAGGUGAUCGACAUCGACCAGUCGCCGAUCGGCCGCACGCCGCGCUCGAACCCGGCGACCUAUACCGGCGCCUUCACGCCGAUCCGCGAAUGGUUCGCCCAAUUGCCCGAGGCGAAGGCGCGCGGCUAUCAGCCCGGGCGCUUUUCCUUCAACGUCAAGGGCGGACGCUGCGAGGCGUGCCAGGGCGACGGCGUCACCAAGAUCGAGAUGCACUUCCUGCCCGACGUUUACGUGACCUGCGAUGUGUGCCACGGCAAGCGCUACAAUCGCGAGACGCUGGAGGUGGAGUUCAAGGGCAAGUCGAUCUCCGACGUUCUGGAAAUGACCGUCGAGGAAGGCGUGGAGUUCUUCGCAGCGGUGCCCGCCGUGCGCGACAAGCUGGCGACGCUCGAGCGCGUCGGCCUCGGCUACAUCAAAGUCGGCCAGCAGGCGACGACCCUGUCGGGCGGCGAGGCGCAGCGCGUCAAGCUGGCCAAGGAGCUGUCGCGCAGAGCAACCGGCCGCACGCUCUACAUUCUCGACGAGCCGACCACCGGCCUGCACUUCCACGAUGUGGCCAAGCUGCUCGAAGUGCUGCACGAACUGGUCGAUGCCGGCAACACGGUCGCGGUGAUCGAGCACAAUCUGGAGGUCAUCAAGACCGCCGACUGGGUCAUCGAUCUGGGCCCGGAGGGCGGCGACGGUGGCGGCGAGAUUGUCGCCGAGGGCACGCUGGAGGACAUCGUGGCAGCCGACCGCUCCUAUACGGGCCAAUUCCUGAGGGAGCUUCUCGAACGCCGCCCGGUCAAGCGCGUCGAGGCGGCGGAGUGA
This is a messenger RNA of Effrenium voratum, 2931 nucleotides long. NCBI's taxonomy places the organism in Eukaryota, Dinophyceae, Suessiales, Symbiodiniaceae. The record is from the annotation of a GenBank genome assembly.